Messenger RNA from Microbotryum saponariae, 819 nucleotides. The record is from the annotation of a GenBank genome assembly. Lineage: Eukaryota; Fungi; Basidiomycota; Microbotryomycetes; Microbotryales; Microbotryaceae.
AUGGCCGACGAGCGCGACGUGUACCGCGCCACCACCGAUGAUCGAGACGCUCCUCUCCGCGACGAAGACCCCGGCCGCGCGAAACCGCCCAAGUCCCCGCCGCCCCAACCCUACCACACCGCCACCGCUCUAUUGUCCCUCGAAAGCCGCCUCGAGGAAUCCGAAGCCCGUCGUAUCGACUCCGAGGAACGUGUUCAGCAAUUGGAGAAGUUGGUGGAGGGUUUAUUGAAAAGCUCACCUGAACCAGCUGCGGCGCGGGCCGGAGUCUCUGAACCAGCUGUGGCGCGGGCUGGGGAGUUUACGUUUACGCCGGUGAGAUCGGUCCCCUUGGACAUUCCCCCACACACCAUUCUGGAACGUUCAGGCAAUACCGCUGACCCCCUUGUUUGUGUUGAAUUUCAUUCUACUACAAGCGUUCGAACACUUCAACCUUGGGCCGCCGUUGUCAGGUCCGCCCAUUUUCGCCUCGGCGCCUUUGCCUUCGCAGCCAAGCCGUCGCCCUCCUGCCUCGCGCCGGCCUGCUCAACUCACGCCCGCGCGCCGCCGCCUCCACGCCGGGACUCUGGCCGUCUGCCCUCCAGUCUUGCUGAGCCAAUGCCUCCACUUAGUCACCAGCAGCUUGCCGCCGCCGUCCUCAUGUUCCAUCGGCCAUCAAGAGUAUCGCCCAUGCAUGACGCCCGCCGUUCGCAACCUGAGUCUCGUCGCUAUGGACUCCCUCGCUCACCAACACUCGACAUCGUAGAUAGGUUUCCCCUCGUGGCCGUUGUCCAACACGACCCCUCUCAGCACCCGAAUGACCCACUUGGAGUUUGCCCUUGA